CAACCAAUCAGCAACAUUGUGGGGGUUCAGGACCAAAGCUAUAUCAGUUCCUGUCUUCGAAAGAACACCACUGAUUAUAGCAUUUCCAGUCUCACUGGAAUUAAGGAACGUUUUGUACAGAGAGAUUCAUAGACAAGCAUCCGUCCGGUAUACGAGUCAAGUUCAAUGGCAGUCAUGGCUCCAAUUUUACACAGUGACUAUAUAGAAAAGGAGCAAUAUGUUCAAAACCCUCACCUGGACAACAUGGAGGAGGACAUCCUCUACCACUUUAACCUGGGCACCAAGACACACAACCUGCCCGCCAUGUUCGGAGACAUCAAAUUCGUGUGUGUGGGAGGCAGUGCCAACAGAAUGAGAUCUUUCGCUCAGUUCAUCCAUCAGCAGCUGGAGCUCCCCGGGAAUGCUGAUGAUAUCAGAGAUAUCUGUGAGGGGACUGACCGCUACUCCAUGUACAAAGCGGGGCCUGUGCUUUCCAUCAGUCAUGGUAUGGGUGUGCCGUCCAUCUCCAUAAUGCUGCACGAACUCAUCAAGCUCCUGUAUCACGCCCACUGCCGUGAUGUUAUGCUGUUUCGCAUCGGCACCUCAGGAGGCAUCGGUCUUCCUCCUGGCACGGUGGUGAUCACUGAUAAAGUGGUGGACUCUUUCUUCAGGCCGCAGUUUGAGCAGGUGGUUCUGGGUAAAGUGAUCACCAGGAGCACUGAGCUGGAUAAAGGCAUGGCAGAAGAGCUCCUGCAGUGUUCCACUGAGCUGUCCAGCUUCCCCACCAUCAUCGGCAACACCAUGUGCACACACGACUUCUAUGAAGGCCAAGGCAGACUGGAUGGUGCCUUGUGCUCAUUCUCCACCGAGGAGAAGCUGGAGUAUCUGAAAAAGGCCCAUGAGGCCGGCAUCAAAAACAUUGAAAUGGAGUCCACCGUCUUUGCUGCCAUGUGUCGCGUCUGCAACCUUAAAGCGGCAGUGAUCUGCGUGACUCUGUUGAACCGGUUGGAGGGGGAUCAGAUCUCCACACCCCACGACGUGCUGCUGGAAUACCAGCAGAGACCUCAGUACCUGGUGGCUCAUUUCAUCAAGAAACACUUGGCACUGAUCUAAACACAUUCAUCUUGAUGUGUCUGACCUCUUAAUUCCAGGUUUUAAAAGGUAUUGCAGAAUUUUCCAACCCGAGUCUCUAUCCACUACCUUUGUAGCGUACGUCUGAUUAUCAAGGACAAUCAUUCGCACAUGUUCCGAGAAAAUAACAGUACACCGGCUCACUUGAAAACUCACUAAAUGCGGUUAAUAAACCGUUAAGGACGUGUGAUGAAAUACUGAUUAAAAACUACAACAGCCUUCAUACAUCGUAGGACAUGAGAAAAUCGUACCAAAGCUGUUUUGAUGACAGACAGACAGACAAAUAAACAAAUAAAUCAACAUACAGACAGGCAAAUAAAUAAAUAAACAGACUGACAAAUCAAUAAAUAAACAGACAGAAAAACAAAUAAAAAACAUAUACAUUUUGAGAUGAUCAUAGCAAAGCUGUUUUGAAAACGAACAGACACACAAAUAAACAAACAAACAAAAAAAACAAAUAAAUAGAUGAAUAAAUAAAUACAUUUUGAGUAAAUGUUACCGAAGCUGUUCUAUAACAGACAGACAGACUAACCAACUAAUUAACAAAUACAUUUUGAGAUAAUCAUGCCAACGCUGUAUUUUAUUAACAAAAAGGCAAACAAAUAAACAAAAAAAAAAACAACAACAACAAACACAUAGACAGAUAAAUAGAUGAAUGAAUGAAUGAAGGAAUAAAAUGAAUACUUUUCUUUGUAGUUAAUCUUACCAAAGCUUUUUUAUAACAGGCAGACAGGCAAACAAAGAAAUAAACAAAGCAAUAAUCUUUGGCUAUAAAAUUCUGAUUUAAAAUUCUGAUAGUCAUCUUCUAAUGAUAAAGGUUUUAGGAAUAUAUAAUGAAUUUAGGACUAAAAAAAAUACAAAUAAUAUUAUACAAAUAACGCAAGAGUUCAUCUCUUUGAAAAAGCAGUCCCACCCUGAAAAGACUGAACGAACAGCUUGUGAUUUAGAGCCUAAUUUACAAAUACUGUGAUUGAAGUUAUAAAAGUGUUUCUCAAAAAUACACACCUGAUAUAAUUGUUCAGUGCUGUACAUGAAGACAUGUCCUCUGUCGUAAUCACACACACGCUACAGGUGCAGUCGAUAAAGAUCGAGGUGGAAAACCGUGGAAUACUUCUUUAAAUUCACGAACGCAGCUUUUGGGUAAGAAGAAGUGCGAUGUGGUAGAUUAAACACGUUUCAUUCAGAAACACAUUUAUAUUGUCCUAAAGUCAAAAAGAAAUCAACAGCUACAAAUGCCUGUUUAUAACGUUUAUAAGAAGCAUACGUCAGUGCUGUGUUCUGACUUCUGUACAUAUGUGUACAUGUUGUAGAUAUGUUAAAUACUAUAUAUGUAUUUUUACUUAACACAGUAGCUGACUUUGACUCUUAAUGCUUUUGAAUUUCCUCGACGUGCUGAACGUCUUUUCAAAAUUGCAGAAAUCAAAUGUAUGUGAUAAAUUUAUUUGUAUUAAACUGAUUCAGUUAUUUAUACAUGAAUAAACUCACGAUUGAAAAUA
Molecule: messenger RNA, 2606 nt
Organism: Ictalurus punctatus (channel catfish)
Lineage: Eukaryota; Metazoa; Chordata; Actinopteri; Siluriformes; Ictaluridae
Gene: upp2
Product: uridine phosphorylase 2
Exons: 8
Coding region: 166-1092 (308 amino acids)
Biological process (GO): nucleotide catabolic process; uridine catabolic process
Cellular component (GO): cytoplasm; cytosol
Molecular function (GO): uridine phosphorylase activity
Source: RefSeq, a predicted model, not a curated record